GUUUGCGCCGAUAUUAUAUUACAAGUCGACUAAUGGAGCUCGCAAACAAACACUUUGAGGGUCUUAAAAACUCAAACAGCUAUCAAGGUUGGAAAUCCUCGCCAAGGCGGGGAGUACUCAAAAAGAGAGUUCACUGGCUUGAGGCGUUCAGGGAAGCUGAGGAGCAAAAAUAUAGCGGCAAUAUCAGGAACAAAUGUGUGAUCCGCGAACCGGUCCCUGAGCCGCAUCACAGCACCGCACUCGAUGGGCCCUUUCUGCUGCGAUCGCAGUGUGUGGACCGGCCGUCGCAGCUGUAUUACGUCAACAUCAGCGAGCGCGGUCUGGACUCCGUGAAAUGUGAAGAUCUGGCGCUGUUUGACAAGGUGGUUUCCAUCGACGCCUCCGCUAACUCCUUCUCUUUAGGCUCUUUCGGGUGUUUUGCGUCUCUGAGAGAACUGGAUCUUUCCUUAAAUGGACUCAAGACCUUGGCCUUUGAAGCGAAAGACUUUCCACGUCUACAGGUUCUAGAUUUGUCUUUCAACAGUCUGUCUGCUGACGACAUCAUUCCGAUUGGACGGUUUCCACGUUUGAAAGUGCUCCAUUUGACUGGAAACCAGCUCAGCCACCUUCCUCCUGACCUUGGUUCCACCUCAAAAUCCACCAAAGCCCUGUUUUCAGCUCUGGAGGUUCUGUUGCUGGACGACAACAUUCUAACCUCGCAGGUCUUCAGAAGUCUGGCCCAACUCCAGAGACUGAAGUACUUAAAUCUGAAGAGGAAUCUCAUCACCGAAAUACCAUACUUUAGCGAAUAUUCCAAGAGAGAUGAGUUGGCGACAAGUCUUAAACCAGCCAUGCAGAUCAACACAGGAUCAAAGUCACCGUUUCCUGAGCUUCAGUACCUCAACUUAUCUGCAAACCAGAUUGUGGAGGAAGAGGCCUUGUUGGCAGCAGCUCUUUUCCCCGAACUAAAAGAGCUUGAGGUCCACUCCAACCCCAUGAAAACCCGGAGAAAUGGGGGCAGUUUACUCGCACUGUUCCUUGAAGAGGAACAUGGCGUCACCGUCAACCAUAAAGAGGAACCUGGAGUUGAGAAGUCUCCGACGAGAAUAUUGGCUGUGAAGGUAAAAGAAAAAGUGAAAAAGUCAGAGCGGAAAGUCAAGACGGCUGAGUCUUUACCGGUUGACCUACCGGGAUUUUCAGUUUCUCAGGCUUCAGAGAUUCUGGAGGGUGAACAAGUUUCCCCGAGUCAGGACGACUCGGCCGGGCCUGGUGGAUUCAGCGUCCAGGACUUGUUGAAGGAAGCGAAACCCAACUCUGAUGAGGUGGAGACAGUCGGAAUCCAGACAGCUGUUCGGAUGCUGGAUUUCACGCUGAAGAAUCUGACUGUUUACAGAGACCCAAAACCAAAACUUGACAGUGUCCAGAUGCCUUUCAGAGGAACCGCCGAAAGGGUCAGGAAACUGCCGCCUUUAGGAGGCGCGAAACGGACGACGGAGAAGGUGGACAAACUGAUGAAGGAAAUGAAAGCUAGUACAACCAUCACCAAAGCUCCUCUCAGCCGUGCCUUGCAGGACAAGCGUCACAGAAAAGAAGCUUCGCUCCUGAUGCGGGACUUGGAGAGACAUUACAAGACGAUUCAGGAAAAGACGAUGGACCAAGACGCAACGCAACAGAAGCUCGCUGAGAAGACUCCAGACCAGAGGUGGGCAAAGUGCGUCCCUUUGCCUGUAUUUCAUGCAGCCCUCAGAGCAAAAGUCAGUCAGAAUAAAAGAGUUGAACUCUAAAUAAACCUCAUGAGUUGUUUUUAGAAGUUUAUAUUCUUUUUACUUUUUUAAAGAUUUUUUUAAUGAGUAAUGCGUAUUUAAACACAAUUUUUUGUUCCUCAAAAAUACAUA
Synchiropus splendidus (mandarinfish) is the source of this 1874-nucleotide messenger RNA. It is a transcript of the gene xrra1, whose product is annotated as X-ray radiation resistance associated 1. The record is from RefSeq and is a predicted model, not a curated record. The transcript is spliced from 18 exons. Lineage: Eukaryota; Metazoa; Chordata; Actinopteri; Syngnathiformes; Callionymidae. Gene Ontology annotation, cellular component: nucleus. The coding region runs from base 33 to 1763 and encodes 576 amino acids. Gene Ontology annotation, molecular function: protein binding.